AUGGAGAACCGAUCCUCAGUGUCUGUCUUCCUGGUGGUUGGUCUGUCUGAUAAUCUAGAACCCCAAUUACUUCUUUUCUUGUUAUUUCUGUCCAUCUACCUCAUCACGGUGGUCGGGAAUAUUGUCAUUCUAACAUUGAUUUCCUUUGACCAGCGGCUGCACACCCCCAUGUAUUUCUUUUUAGCUAACCUUUCCAUCAUUGAUAUUAUAUUUUCCUCCGUAACCGUCCCCAAGCUUCUGUUCAUCCUGGUCACUGCCCACAAGUCCAUCUCCUUCUCUGGAUGUCUAACCCAGCUCUCGUUCUUCCAAUUUCUCAUGGUUGUAGAGUGCUACCUUCUUGCAGUUAUGGCAUAUGACCGAUAUGUGGCUAUUUGUUACCCUCUCAAUUAUGCCCUCAUCAUGAGCAAAGCUGUCAGAUUUGGGCUGGUGGCCACUUGCUGGAUUUCUGGGAUUCUUAACUCUGUGGUUCAAGCAGUUUCCAUUUCUACCCUUGACUUCUGUGGCCCCAACAUGGUUGAUCAUUUUUUCUGUGAUGUUACCCCCUUAUUUAAGCUGUCUUGUUCUGAUACAAGAGUGGGUGAGACUUUGUUUAUGAUGGUGGUGAUCUUUGCUGGAAUGGGGCCACUUAUUUUUAUUCUUCUUACAUACAUUAAGAUUAUUUUUGCAAUUACAAGGAUUAGCUCCAGCCGAGGAAGAAUUAAAACCUUCUCAACCUGUGCAUCUCAUUUCACGGUGGUGGCUUUCUAUUAUGGAAGUGGGAUUUUCAGUUAUAUUUGGCCAACAACCACCUACGCCAUGGACAAAGAUGUCAAACUGGUGGCUGUGCUCUACACAAUCAUGACUCCCAUGUUAAACCCCAUCAUUUACAGUCUGAGAAACAGAGAGGUCAAAGAAGUCCUGAAGAAAGUUCUAGGAGUAAAGGGAAUAAAAUAA
Messenger RNA from Pelobates fuscus (common spadefoot toad), 933 nucleotides. Its product is annotated as olfactory receptor 5V1-like. Gene Ontology annotation, molecular function: G protein-coupled receptor activity; odorant binding; olfactory receptor activity. Lineage: Eukaryota; Metazoa; Chordata; Amphibia; Anura; Pelobatidae. The transcript has a single exon. Bases 1 to 933 code for a protein of 310 amino acids. The record is from RefSeq and is a predicted model, not a curated record. Gene Ontology annotation, cellular component: membrane. Gene Ontology annotation, biological process: G protein-coupled receptor signaling pathway.